Molecule: messenger RNA, 1102 nt
Organism: Frankliniella occidentalis (western flower thrips)
Lineage: Eukaryota; Metazoa; Arthropoda; Insecta; Thysanoptera; Thripidae
Product: ankyrin repeat and SAM domain-containing protein 3-like
Exons: 7
Coding region: 171-1016 (281 amino acids)
Biological process (GO): protein localization to ciliary inversin compartment
Cellular component (GO): ciliary inversin compartment
Molecular function (GO): protein binding
Source: RefSeq, a predicted model, not a curated record
GUGCUGUCUUGCAAUAUCAAAACACUUAACCUCACAAAUAUAUCGAGUGUGACGGAUCGAGCAUUGUGUUUGAGUGUGCGAGUAGCAACGUCGGCAAAUAUUGGAAUCGUUCAGAUCUAACUUUAUUUUGCUACGUACCUGCAAGAGACAGACGUUUUAGAGACAGAAUCAUGGCAGAACAUCUCGGCGACAUCGACACUCGAUGGGCGGCCUGCAUCGCGGACGCCGAGGUCGGCGCCGUCCCUCUGGACGUGCAUACCGCGGCCAGUCUCGGGGACGAGGCUGUCGUCCUGGAGGCUUUACGAGCUGACCCCGAGCACGCCCUGGCCCGCAACGACCUCGGCUGGAGUCCGCUCAUGUUCGCGGUGUGGCAGGGCCACGUGCCUCUCGUGGCGGCGCUGCUGGAGGCGGCGCGGCGCUGCGGCCAGGACGCCGCCGACGACCCCGCGGUGGGGCGCCUGCCGCGGUCGGGGCGCACGCUGCUCAUGGUGGCGGCCCGCUUCGGCUACGAGCGCAUCGCCAGCGCCCUGUGCAAACCCAAGAACCUCGAGACGCGAGACUUCCGCGGACAGACGGCGCUGUUCCACGCCGUUAGAGGAGGGAAUCAGGAACUCAUCCGGAUGUUGGUGUCCCGGGGGGCCAACGUGAACGCCUGUGACUCUCGGGGGCGAACGGUGUUGCGUCUCGCAGAGAGCUGCCCCACGCCAGCCACCUGCCAGCUCCUGAGGCAAGCGGGUGCCAAACUGGAAGCAGCAGUACCUGUGCCACGUCCAGUUCAGUCAACUGUACACACAGAGCGUCAAGGACUCAACAUUACUCUGGCCAGCAUCCUAGAGGGCCUCGCACUCCAGAAAUACCUCGAGCUCUUCCAGUUGCACAAAGUCGAUCUCCAAGGUUUUGUGGCAAUGAGUGAGGAUGACCUGCGACGUGUGGGAGUCACAAAACUAGGUCCACGCAGAAAAAUGGCACUUGAAAUAUAUCGUUUGCGGUCUCUGUUUGGCAUAGGUGAAAUCUGACAAGCAAAAUAGGCAAAGUAAUAAAAGGCUGUGCAUGUUUAUUUUUUUACACAUAAAAAAAAAUAAAGAUUUGUUGAAUUACAAAA